Molecule: messenger RNA, 555 nt
Organism: Capronia coronata CBS 617.96
Lineage: Eukaryota; Fungi; Ascomycota; Eurotiomycetes; Chaetothyriales; Herpotrichiellaceae
Exons: 1
Coding region: 1-555 (184 amino acids)
Source: RefSeq, a predicted model, not a curated record
AUGGACAGACCGAAACGGACGGGUCUCAACUUCCGCCCACCCUCCACCGCGCGCGGCGCACGCUCCGCCGAAUUCGAUCCCCCUCAUGUAUCGUUCCUUCAGGGGCAAUGGUAUGUCACGCACUCGACGCUGCCCAUGUGGAAGUCGAAUCGCAACGUGACCAUCACAUAUACGUCGCUCGACAACAACGCCGAAGUCCUGGACGAUCUAGUUGAAUACCAGCCCCUGCACUCGGACAAGCGCAAGAGGGUGGAAGGCGUCGAUACUCCUGGCGCAGAUACCGUGGCCACAUACAGCUGGCGCGGCAGGGGAUGGUUGAGGAUCGCGUCGAGUCACUGGCAGGUGCUAGGCUGGGGCGAGGAAGAGGGCGACUGGAUGGUCACGUACUUCCAAAGCACACUGUUCACGCCCGCCGGAGUCGACAUCUACUCUCGACGAAAGGGAGGCCUGUCGCCCGAACUAGUCGACCAGAUCACAGAGGAGAUCAGGAACAUCAAAGACCGUAAGGUCUCCAGGCUGGCCUGGUUCAUCUUUCCCAUCCUGCAUAAUUGGUAA